CACCCGCGUCGCAACCCCCCGCAGCAACAAGCGGAGCGGCCACUCUCUCCCUUUCUGCCCCCUAUCAUACAAGUACUUCCCUCCAUACUAUUACCACUGCCUACCGUCAUUCACCUCAGGUCACCUCAAGUCUCAUCUCCUGAUCUGUCCCUCUCUUUCAUUUUCCCGAGAAGAAGGACCCAUUCCUCGCGCCACUCCUUUUCCGUUCGACUCUUGACCUUACACCCUCACCACACACACACACCCUUACCACACACUACAUCCACCCAUCAUCUUCAUCUUCAUCUUCAUCCUCGACCUUUUUCAUCCUUUUCCUAACUUGUGGAUUUGAUACUUUGACUUUCCUAUCCUCCUGGUAAAUAAGCAAUAGGAAAAAGUCUGACGCGACUCCCGCUUAAAAUAUAACAUCCUUCUGCCGGCCAUUGUCUGCUUUGUGCGCACAGUAAUCUACCGUACACCCCUCCUACCGGUUUUCUAGACGGAGCUUUUAUCGAGUAGAGGGAGAAUCAAGGAGAGAGAGUUGCACACAAUACACGUACAGUACAGGAUAUCAAGGAGAGAGAGAGAGAGAGACAAACAAACCUAAAGCAAAGGGAAAUUUUCAAAGGAAAUUAGUCGCGCGACACCUUUUUUUUUUUUUUGAGGCUCUCGUUAAAAAAAAAAAAAAAAAAAAUUCGUACGCGUCAUCUAUCGUCGACGUUGCUGAGUCCCUGGGGACCUUUGCUCUCCCUUUCCCUUUACACGUUCAUCCCUUUCCUCAUUUCUUCCCCUUUACGAGUAAUCUACAUACGAAAGUUCCAAGAUCGUCGAAUCCAUAAUGUCUGCAGUGGUGACUGAGCUGGAGAAUGCUCUCCAAGCCAUGCAGGCUACAAAGGCGCCCGGUGUAUCGGGUACGAAAAUCAAUCAAAUCACAGAACUAAGCUUAAGAAAUGUCCAGUCUGAAUCUGUCAUCAUUCAAAAAGUCUACACGCACUUUAAGAAGUGUCCUGGAACACAUAAACUAGGUCCUCUCUACGUCGUAGACUCUAUCGCCCGGAAGUAUCUUGAACAGGCAAAGAGGCUGCAUGAGCCAGUAUCUCAUGCUGCACCUGAUGGUACAUUUGGCGCCGGGGUGCAUAGAAUCACCAAUUUGUUGCCCGCGUUAAUGAAUGACAUUCUUCAAAAUGCUCCUCCAGAAGAAAAUAAGGAUAAAAUAGAUAAACUGGUGACGAUUUGGGAACGCAGUUCCACGUUCCCUCCCGAGGUUUUGGCCGAUAUAAAGCAGAGGAUCGCUGCGAGUCCCAUGUCAAUUGUCCCGAAUGCUCGCUCGACAACUCCUACUGGCUCACCACCACCUCAUCUGCAGUCCCUUGCCGGUCAGAUACAGAAUCUCCCCGUGUACCAACCACCACAGGCUCACCAGAACCCACAAUCCGCGAUCCCAAAUACGCAGUCGCAAAAUGCAACGACUACGGCUGGUAUAUUGCAGGCUCUGGCUCAAAUGGCCAAGCAGAAUAAGACUGCCAUGCCACCACAGGCCCCUUCUCAGCAACAGACACCGGCCCCGGUCCCACAGUAUAGCGCGCCGACCCCUCAACAGCAGCCCAGUGGGAUGCCCAAUCUAUCCCAAAGCGCAAGUUCGCUUGUUGUAUCGCAGCCUCAACAGGCUCAACUCCCCAUGGCUCAAAUGCCGUAUACUUCCACUCCCCCUAAUCAAAACCCAAAUGCUGCUAUUCCGAUGAUGGGAAAUCAAUUGGGUGGGAUGUUCUUGGGGCAGCCCGGCCAGGGGCAGUUUCCUACUUUUCCCCCGCAGCCCCCUCUCCCACCACCUAUCCCUCAACAAGGCACUGCACCUGCGGGAAUAGAACAGAUGGCGCUUUUACAGUUGCUUCUCCAACACGGCGGUAUGAACCUCCCACAGCUGACCCAGUCAUUUGGAAAUUUAGCUUCUGGACAAGGCGGCCCCGGCGCCGACCUAGGUGCUGUUUUGCCAGCAUGGACACAAAUUAUGAAUGCUGCCCAAGGACAAAACCAACAAGAUUCUUCUAGAAGUGGUGAUGACGGAUAUGGUAGAGGCCAGAGGAACCGUGAACAUUAUUCUCCCCCGUCCCGUUCCCCGCCACGCUAUGGUAGAGAUGCAAGACGGGGAAGGUCUCGCUCUAGAUCGCCAAACAGAUUUGAUCGAGGAUCCCCCCGCAGCCGCAGGGAUCGUAGCAGAACCCCGCCCCGAUUUUCCAAUGGCAAGGGCCAAGCCGAGCGUAAUGUCACUCCUACUGCGUUACCUAAGUUUCCUAAGCAUGUCGAGUUUGACCCCACAAUCGGGCCGAAUAAUAUCAAAGUGCUUAGCAGAACCUUGUUUGUGGGUGGUGUAACCAUUACCGACGACGAGCUCCGAAAACUCUUUGAGAAACAUGGAUACGUCCAGUCCUGUAUAGUCAAUCAGGAGAAACGGCACGCCUUUAUCAAGAUGCUUACCCGCCAGGACGCUGUCAAGGCCCGUCAAGGAAUGGAGACAUACAGAGCCGAUAACAUGACCAUAAGGACCAGAUGGGGUGUCGGCUACGGUCCCCGUGACUGCAGCGAUUACCAGACGGGUAUCAGUGUCAUCCCGAUAGACCGUCUAACUGACGCAGAUCAGAGAUGGAUGGUUUCAGCAGAAUAUGGGGGCACCGGAGGCCGACCUCUCGAAGGGGGAAUGUGUGUGGAAGAACCCGACAUUGAAAUAGGUCAAGGUGUGUCCUCGAAAGCUAUAUCCAAACGCUUCCCCACCGACUCUGGCGGAGCCAAAGGACCUCGCUCCUCACACGACAACACUAGUAGCACCGGUAAUGCCAGUGGCGGCAACACCACCCAGCGCGACCCUCCCCGUACUAAGCGCAACGAUUAUAGCGAACUUCACGAUCGUACCGGUCGCGACAGCAAUAUCGGCGUGGCACCUCCAACCCCAGGCUUCGGCACGGGUCUUCCGUUCCCUAUGGGAAUGAUGCCGCCAAAUAUGCCUCCCGGGUAUCAGUAUCCCGGCUUUCCCAACCAGAGGUAGUUGGGUGAUCGGGCGAACCGGGUUUGAAGCAAUUCUUUUUUCUUUUUUUUAAGAAAAAAUGAAUGAAAGGCAGACAGAAACAAAAAAAAAAAAAAACAGCUUGUGAUAUUGCGGUUGGUUGGCUGAGGCGGGCCGGAGGGGAGGGUAAUGGUAUAUGGUUUUUCCGGCCGGAGAGCACAAACUUAACUUGACCUUGAGCUUGAUUUUAGUUUUAGCUUUUCUAGUACUUUUCUUCUUCUUCUCCUUCUUCUACUGCUAUUAUUACUCUCCCCUUUCCUCUGCCUGUUCCUUCUCUCCUGAUAUUUUUUGCUACUGCUACAAUUUUUUCUAUCUUCUCCUUCUCUCUGUUCCUUUUUCAUUUCUGGCGAUUGUUGUUGGUGGACGUAAGCAAGUAAGCAAGGGGGAAUUGAAACGGAAGAAGCGCCGAAUGAGAAUCCAGUCGAGUCCAGCCGA
Tuber melanosporum (Perigord truffle) is the source of this 3472-nucleotide messenger RNA. RefSeq lists its product as uncharacterized. Gene Ontology annotation, molecular function: RNA binding. The transcript has 9 exons. Lineage: Eukaryota; Fungi; Ascomycota; Pezizomycetes; Pezizales; Tuberaceae. Bases 818 to 3019 code for a protein of 733 amino acids. Gene Ontology annotation, cellular component: nucleus. The record is from RefSeq and is a predicted model, not a curated record.